Elaeis guineensis (African oil palm) is the source of this 1115-nucleotide messenger RNA. RefSeq names its product short-chain dehydrogenase reductase 3b. NCBI's taxonomy places the organism in Eukaryota, Viridiplantae, Streptophyta, Magnoliopsida, Arecales, Arecaceae. The record is from RefSeq and is a predicted model, not a curated record.
AACGAAGAGCCAUCUCGCUCAACUGUGGCGACGCUUUGUUUCCUAAAGCUGAUUCAUGCGUGCUAGUUUCUAGCGAGCCUUGCGCUAACAAGUGGUAAUUAACCAUGGCGUGCAGGUUGGAAGGCAAGGUGGCCAUCAUCACUGGCGCCGCCGGUGGGAUCGGCGAGGCCACCGCAAGGAUCUUCACCUCCCACGGCGCCCUCGUCGUCAUCGCCGACAUCAAGGACGAGCUGGGCGCCCGCGUCGUCGCCUCCAUCGGCCCCGAAAAGUGCCAGUACAAGCGCUGCGACGUGCGCAACGAGAAGGAAGUAGAGGAGCUCGUGGACUUCACCAUCAAGGCCUACGGCCGGCUCGACAUCAUGUUCAGCAACGCCGGCAUGUCGGAGAAGGCAACCAGCACCAUUCUGGAUAUGGACUUCGACGUGCUCGAUAAUGUCAUGGCCGUGAACUUCCGCGGCGUAGCUGCGACGAUCAAGCAUGCAGCGAGGGCGAUGGUGGCCAGUGGGGCACGAGGAUCGAUCAUAUGCACGGCGAGUAUCGCGGUGACGAAGGGCGGAUUCGGGCCGGCGGCGUACACGGCGUCGAAGCUUGCGGUGGUCGGGCUUGUGCGGUCGGCCGCAGCGGAGCUUGGAAGGCACGGAAUACGGGCGAACUGCAUUUCGCCGGGCGGCGUGGCGACGCCGCUGACAAUGGAGUAUUUUGGGCUGACUCAGAGUCAAGUAGAGGAGCGUGCCGAGACCGGGAUGGUAUUGAAGGGAGGAGGGACGUUGAAGGCAAGUGAUAUCGGGGAGGCUGCACUCUUCCUGGCGUCCGAUGAGUCGGCGUUUGUCACCGGACAAAACCUGAUAGUUGAUGGGGGAAGGACUGUUGGUGCGACCCCUGCAGCUCCAGCGGCCCAGGUGAAAUGAAAUGAUGCACUUUGAUGGUUGUGGGCAAAGUGUAAUGAAGACAUGGCAUGUCUUAUUGCAAUAAUCACACAGUGAAAGCCAAGGCAUGUGUUGCUUUGGAUUGAGUUUGCUAGUAUUGUAAAUGGAACUCUGGUUAGUUUGCAGAGUAUAUAGUUGGAUUUCUGAUGCAAUCUUAUUUGGAAUAGAAAAAUUAUAAAUUAUAUACCC